AUGGAGGUGAUGGAAGGACACGGUUUCUCACAGAGAUCAAGAGGCUCUUCUCUUCUCCAAGGAGCUUACAGUCUAAAAUUCAACAAAGGAGAAGGAAACAACACAAGGAGAGCAGGAGUAUCUACACCAGAAGAAGCACAACAGCAAAGGCUGGGCACCAUGGCCAAUGUCAGCCCAACUUCCUUGUCCCCUUUGGAUGCUGGAAAGGAAUAUUACAGAGCAUACAAUGAAACUCUGUCCUCCAACAACAGCCACAGUAAUGAUGAUCCAGAACUGGAUUACGCUUUGGAAACACACACUAUCUUCACAAUUAUAAUUUGCAUUUUGGGGCUUUGGGGGAAUGGGACGGUCAUCUGGCUGCUUGGCUUCUGCAUUAAAAGGAAUUCUUUCACCACUUACAUCCUGAACCUCGCCAUUGCUGACUUUGGUUUGCUCACAACUACCUUUAUUAGAGGAAUUCAGGUCAUGGGGGGGUACUUCUACAUUCCCCUUCUAUCUGUCAUACUUUUAGACAUCUUUGUAUUCAUGUAUAACACUGGUCAGUUUCUACUGACAGCCAUCAGCAUCAGCAGGUGUGUGUCUGUCCUCUUCCCACUUUGGCAUCGAUGCCACAGGCCACCACUUUUAUCCACCACUGUGUGUGCCUUAAUAUGGGGACUUUCUUUCCUUCUCCCUGGAAUUCACUUCACUCUCUUCCUGGCUAAGCUAGCAACUGAUGAGAUAAUAUUCCUCCAGUUAGUUGUGAACGGCUUCCUGUGCCUCCCACUCAUGACUACUUCCACUCUGAUCCUGUUCAUCAAAGUCUGCUUUAAAUCACAACAGCAGAAGAAGGGAAAGCUUCUCAUAGCCAUCUUGCUUACUCUCUUCUUUUUCAUCAUCUUUUCUUUUCCACUGAAUGCCUUAUUCAUCACUUUUGUUUUUCAUUCAGAACCUCCCUAUAUCCUAUUUUAUAGCGACUUAUAUGCCUGUCUGAAUAGCAGUGUUAACCCUUUGAUCUAUUUUUUAGUUGGGGGACAGAAGAGAGGCAGACCUAGGCAGAGCAUGAAAGUCAUACUUCAGAAUGUUUUCAAAGAGGACGAAAACUUUACAAACAAAGUGGAGGCCUCUGUUGUAACUCAGUUAUGA
Rhineura floridana is the source of this 1125-nucleotide messenger RNA. RefSeq names its product mas-related G-protein coupled receptor member H-like. The record is from RefSeq and is a predicted model, not a curated record. NCBI's taxonomy places the organism in Eukaryota, Metazoa, Chordata, Lepidosauria, Squamata, Rhineuridae. Bases 1 to 1125 code for a protein of 374 amino acids. Gene Ontology annotation, molecular function: G protein-coupled receptor activity. Gene Ontology annotation, cellular component: membrane. The transcript is spliced from 4 exons. Gene Ontology annotation, biological process: G protein-coupled receptor signaling pathway.